CGUGAGCGUCGCUUGCAGUUGAGCCGGAGCGAUGCCUUGCCUGGCGCAUGAGUACCACCCCAAGCUCCCGGCCACUAACCACUGCAAGUCCCUCUCCUGCCUCGUCCGGGAGACCUACGCGCACUGCCAUGUCCCCUGCGUCGGGAGGAUGCGUGGCGCCGGGUGGAGCUCCGGCGACGACAGCGACGACGAGGACCUUGAUGACGCCCUCGACACCAAGCAGGUGAUACUGAACGAGAUGAGGAACCGGCAGCUGAGGAGGAAGGAGUCGAGGUGCAGCGUGGAGUCCCCGACUCUGUCGAGCACCUUCGUCUGGUCCUUCACUCAGCUCGAGCCCAGCCCCAGGAGCGUUCUCGAGAAGGUCUCCAGCUCCAGCAUAGAGAAGGACGAGAAGGAUAAGGAGGCGGCAAGCGACGACGGCCGCGGCGACGCCGACGACGUGGAGAGCGAGGCGUUCUUCUCGGUGAAGAGCUUCUUCACGCGCAGCACGAGCCGGGCGGCAACCGUUGCGUCGUCGGUGGACCUGGACCCGGCGGCGACGUGGGAGGGCUUCCGGGACUGCGAGGGGUGGCCGUUCGGGCUGUGCCGCCGCCCCGCCGUGCCCCCGCUGCCCAGCACGCCCGCCGAUUCGUGGAAGUGGCGCAAGCAGAGCAGCAUGGGCAACCUGCUCGCCGCGAGCCCGGCCCGGGCUUACAGCUGCAAGGUCGCAACGAGUUUACCGGCGUCGCCGUUAGCCAGGAAGAACCUUGAUGACGUGAACCGUCCGUCUUAGCAGCAGGGCACGGCGCGCUGAGGUGUGACGAUGUUGGCAGGUUUGGAGGUAUAGCUCACCUUGCUGUGUCAUGUGGGAGAUGAUUUCACAGUGAUCUUCCUCCAAUCUCGUCGAUCGUCUCUUUCGGAAAAAUGUGCACUUAAUUUCCAGGUGUCCGGUUAUGACCGUGAUCUGAUCAUCAAUAACUCACAUGUACUUUCAGAUUCCCAGAGCUGCAUCAAUCGCGCAUGAUUUAGCUAUGUUUUACUACAUCACAAAUAAUUGUUAUUUUUCCUUCGCUC
Lolium rigidum is the source of this 1053-nucleotide messenger RNA. RefSeq lists its product as uncharacterized. Lineage: Eukaryota; Viridiplantae; Streptophyta; Magnoliopsida; Poales; Poaceae. The coding region runs from base 32 to 772 and encodes 246 amino acids. The record is from RefSeq and is a predicted model, not a curated record. The transcript has 2 exons.